AGUCACGUGACUUGAGUUGAUUGUUGUCAAUCAAUUUGUGUUGUUGUGUUGUGCGGUGUUAAUUGUUUUCAAAAUUAUAAAAGAAAAAGUAUAAUGGCAGAAAAAAGGAAACGUGGACAAAAUUUUACAAUCGAAGAUAAAAACAAGUUGAUAAAGUUACUGCUCCCUCACAAAGAAAUCAUUCUGAAUAAAAAAACAGACGGGGCCACAAAUGAGUUGAAGAACAGUGCGUGGAUAGAAAUCACAAAGUCCUUCAAUUCUUCAUCAGACCCACUCAGCUACAGAACUAAGAAAUCUUUGAUGAAAGUGUGGGAGAAAUUAAAAUUCGAGAGCAAAAACUAUUCUGCUCAAACUGAAGAUACGCAGACUGGAGGGCCAUUAACUUUACAAAUUGACCCUGUAAUGGAACAGGUGUGUUCUUUUCUUGGCCAAGAGUAUACAGGAAUGUCAGUGGCACCAAAUUGUGACGCUGACACUGGAUCAGAAACAGAAAAGACACAAAGAGAAGAAAUAUCAGUUUGGAUCCAGCCACAAAUAUAUGAGUGCGACAUUAUUGAUGACAACUCAGCCGAAGAACCUAAGGCUGAUGAUAUACGAGAACUUCAAAAGUCGCCUGUUAAUAAAACACCAGUAUGGCCACGAAGACGGUCACGGAUGUCAAGUAAUAACGAGCGGAAUGAGGCAACGUCAGUUUCCUACAGCAUACAAAACGUGAUUAAACGGAAGCAAACUGCUGCUGACCUAAGAGAACAGAUAUUGAGGGAGGAAUUGGAAUUUAAAAGGAAAUUGUAUCGUUUACAAUUGCGAGCAGCAGCCAAGGAAGUUGAAAUAAAAACUGCAAUUUUAGAUCAAAUAAAAGGUGGAGGCUUUUCUUUAAAUAGUUUAAUUGGGAUUUAA
Messenger RNA from Ostrinia furnacalis (Asian corn borer), 897 nucleotides. RefSeq lists its product as uncharacterized. The transcript has 5 exons. Lineage: Eukaryota; Metazoa; Arthropoda; Insecta; Lepidoptera; Crambidae. The record is from RefSeq and is a predicted model, not a curated record. Bases 94 to 897 code for a protein of 267 amino acids.